CACGGGCAGCUGACUCUCCUCACACACACUCGCACAGAGGCAGAGACGGCGCUGUACGGGCCAUGGCAGCCGAGCGGCGCUUGUAUUGUUCCGGCCGCAUUCUCACGCCACUCCGCCGCCUCCUGCGGGCAGCUUGAUGGGUGGCUUUGCAGCUGAGGGCCCCGGGAGCGUAGCCGGGCUCGUUCCGAGGAAGCAAGUAUUUAUCUCGGACCUUCUUCAAAUGUACGGCAAUUGAAUUGGAGAAUUAAUUAUCGCCGUGUAAACAAACGCCAUCAAAAUGAGUGUCCAGGGGAAAGGUUUCCCUCUGGACUUGGGGGGAAGCUUUACUGAAGACGCACCAAGGCCGCCGGUUCCGGGCGAGGAGGGAGAAUUGAUCACAACAGAUCCCAGGCCGUUCAGCCAUAGUUACUAUUCUGGAAAAAGCGAUGUGAUCAAAAAUGAGACGUCCACGGCUACGCCGAGGAGGUCAGAUCUGGACUUGGGCUACGAGCCGGAAGGCAGUGCUUCCCCAACACCUCCAUAUUUAAAAUGGGCAGAAUCAUUGCACUCCUUGUUGGAUGACCAGGAUGGGAUUAACUUGUUCAGAACAUUUUUGCAACAAGAAAAUUGUGCCGAUCUGCUUGACUUUUGGUUCGCAUGCAGCGGAUUUAGGAAGCUGGAACCCAGCGACUCCAAGGUGGAGAAAAGGCUUAAACUGGCCAAAGCGAUAUACAAAAAAUACAUUCUCGACAACAAUGGCAUCGUGUCACGACAGAUCAAACCAGCAACUAAAAGCUUCAUCAAAGAUUGUGUCUUGCGGCAGCAGAUUGACCCUGCCAUGUUUGACCAGGCCCAAAUGGAAAUUCAGUCUAUGAUGGAGGACAAUACUUACCCCGUGUUCCUUAAAUCCGAUAUAUAUUUAGAAUAUACCACGGCAGAUGGAGAAAGUCCUAAGGUGUAUAGUGAUCAGAGUUCUGGGUCUGGAGCGGGGAAGGGUCCCACUGGAUAUUUGCCCACCCUUAACGAAGAUGAGGAGUGGAAGUGCGACCAAGGUGUAGAAGCUGAAGGGGAGAGAGAGACUCUGUCCUUGAAUAGGAUUAACCAGAAGCUGGCGUUGGAAGCCACUCCGCAUUGUGCGCCCCCCACCAGGAGACUAAGUGAUGGAAGAGAGUUCAGGCCUGGGACGUGGAGGGAGCCCGUUAACCCUUACUAUGUCAAUACCGGCUACGCGGUGGCCCCCGCCACCAGCGCCAACGACAGCGAACAGCAGAGCAUGUCAAGUGAUGCCGACACCAUGUCCUUAACAGACAGCAGUGUCGAUGGGAUUCCACCGUAUAGAAUGCGCAAGCAUCAUCGCAGGGAAAUGCAAGAAAGUGCCAAAGCAAACGGACGCGUGCCUCUACCUCACAUUCCUCGUCCACAUCAAAUGCCAAAGGAUAUACAUGUCGAUCCUGAAAAAUUUGCUGCUCAGCUGAUCAGUCGCUUGGAGGAAGUCCUGAGAGACCGCGAAGCCGAGCAGAAAUUAGAAGAAAGACUGAAGCGCGUUCGAGCCGAAGAAGAAGGGGACGACGCGGACAUCUCUUCUGCACCUUCAAUGGUUAGCCACAAGUUGCCUUCAAGCCAACCGUUGCAUCACUUCAAUUCUCGGUAUUCUGAUAUGGGUUGCGUGGGAAUGCAAAUCCGGGAUGCGCACGAGGAAAAUCCCGAAUCCAUCCUUGAUGAACAUGUGCAGCGUGUCAUGAAGACACCAGGGUGCCAGUCCCCAGGAACGGGGCGGCAUUCCCCCAAGCCUCGCUCCCCAGACGGUGUUUACUCCAGCAAAACUCUUCCCGGGGCGAUGGGCUCCAUGCAGGCAGGGCACAGCAAACACUCGGCCAAGUCUAGCUCCAAACUAGAGACUGCAAACAUGUUCCCCCACAAGUACGUUUAUCAUCACCUCCAUCCCCAUAGUGGGCUGAAGCCUAAAGAUCAGAUGGAGGCAGAAGCCGCACAGAGGAUUCAGGGUAACGUUGCCUGGAACGCAGAGUCUCAUAACUAUGCAACCAAAUCACGCAAUUACGCAGAGAGCAUGGGGAUGGCGCCCAAUCCUAUGGAUUCUUUGGGUUAUGGUGGAAAAGUAAGCAUGCUUGCCAAAAGGAACGCGAAGAAAGUCGAUUCAGGCAAGAUUGAAAGUGCCAGUUACGAGGUGCCAGCUGUGCCCGAGGAUUCCGAGAGACACCAGAAGAUCAUGCAGUGGAUAAUGGAGGGCGAGAAGGAGAUUAGCAGGCACAAGAAAACCGUCCAUAGCUCCUCGGGUGCCAAGAAGCCGCUUGCUCAUGAUGUGCCUCGUCCCCUUUCCAUCGAGCGGCCCGGCGCAGUCCAUCCCUGGGUCAGUGCUCAGCUCCGCAACGUUGUGCAGCCUUCUCAUCCGUUUAUUCAAGACCCUACCAUGCCUCCCAAUCCUGCCCCCAAUCCUUUAACUCAGCUAGAAGAAGCUCGCAGGCGGCUAGAAGAGGAGGAAAAGAGAACCGGCAAAGUCUCCCUCAAACAAAGGUAUGUCCAAGAGGUUAUCCAACGAGGCCGCACCUCAGUCAGGCCACCUUUUAUUCCACUGCUGAAUGUGGUGCCCGCUGUCUCCGACAUGGACCUCUCAGAGCCACAGUCGAAGCCACAGAAGAAGACGGGAAGUGGCGCCCCACAGCCCUGUGACAACAUAGUCGUGGCUUACUACUUCUGCGGAGAGCCCAUACCCUACAGGACGAUGGUUAAAGGGCGCGUCGUGACCCUUGGGCAGUUUAAGGAGCUACUCACUAAGAAAGGAAAUUACAGGUAUUAUUUUAAGAAAGUAAGUGACGAGUUUGACUGCGGAGUGGUAUUCGAGGAGGUGCGGGACGAUGAUAUGAUUUUACCCAUUUACGAAGAGAAAAUCAUCGGGAAAGUGGAAAAAAUUGACUGAAGAAGCGACAUCUGAAGAUGUAUGAAAUGCAGCGACCGCAGGGCAGAGACUCUGUACCAUGACAUACACACGCGUGUCUCUUUGACAUGGCGUGUCGUGAUACCUGGUGGUGCGUGUUUUUGGGAGGUUUGUUACCGAGGCUGCCGUGUUGAAUCCAAGCGCCCGGCUCGGCCUUUAGCAAUCCCAAAUUCUGCUGUUCUGUUGGGGUUAGUAAAUGUAAUGUAGCCGUGUACAGGAAAAUUAGCUAUUGUAAUAGGACCUUGUUUAUGAAAAUCUUCAUAUUUUUGAUACGUUGUAAUAAAUUGGGAAGCGGUUUUCUGUCA
Messenger RNA from Spea bombifrons (plains spadefoot toad), 3237 nucleotides. RefSeq names its product axin 1 (gene AXIN1). Gene Ontology annotation, biological process: negative regulation of canonical Wnt signaling pathway. Bases 278 to 2914 code for a protein of 878 amino acids. The record is from RefSeq and is a predicted model, not a curated record. Lineage: Eukaryota; Metazoa; Chordata; Amphibia; Anura; Pelobatidae. The transcript is spliced from 11 exons.